This is a messenger RNA of Cricetulus griseus (Chinese hamster), 681 nucleotides long. NCBI's taxonomy places the organism in Eukaryota, Metazoa, Chordata, Mammalia, Rodentia, Cricetidae. The record is from RefSeq and is a predicted model, not a curated record.
AUGCUGCUGCUAGCCAGAUGUCUUCUGGUGGUCCUCGCUUCCUCGCUGCUGCUGUGCCCCGGGCUGGCGUGCGGGCCCGGUAGGGGGUUUGGAAAGAGGCGGCACCCCAAAAAGCUGACCCCUUUAGCCUACAAGCAGUUUAUUCCCAACGUAGCCGAGAAGACCCUAGGGGCCAGCGGCAGAUACGAAGGGAAGAUCACAAGAAACUCCGAGCGAUUUAAGGAGCUCACCCCCAAUUACAACCCCGACAUCAUAUUUAAGGAUGAGGAAAACACGGGAGCAGACCGACUGAUGACUCAGAGGUGCAAAGACAAGCUAAAUGCCUUGGCCAUCUCUGUGAUGAACCAGUGGCCGGGCGUGAAGCUGCGAGUGACUGAGGGCUGGGAUGAGGACGGCCACCAUUCAGAGGAGUCUCUACACUACGAGGGCCGAGCAGUGGACAUCACCACGUCUGACCGGGACCGCAGCAAGUAUGGCAUGCUGGCUCGCCUGGCUGUGGAGGCUGGCUUCGACUGGGUCUACUAUGAGUCCAAAGCCCACAUCCACUGCUCCGUGAAAGCGGGUAAGCAAGUCUCCCGUGGCCUUUCUGCACCACCCUCCACCUCCAACCAUUCCCACCAGAAGGUCUGGAAGAAAAGGGGGAGGGGCAUAAAAGCCAUGAAAAGAGAGGAACGCUCUUGA